CUGUCUUAAAAAUAAAAAACAGAGCAACAUUCUGAAAAAAUCACUCUCCCCCAAAUCAAAUGGGCUGCGUCUCGUCAAAGCUGGUAGCUAAACAAAUUCAGGAGGAAAGAAAAUCGCUCAGAAAUGCCGACUACGCACACCACGUCGUCUCCCUCACUUCAACCACCUACGGCGCUCUCUCCUUAGACAAAGCAAAGGUUCAAAUUCCGGUUGCGGAGGAGAAAGAAUGCGCGGCGAGGAAAUCAUCGUCGUCGCCGGUCCGGGAAGAGCCGGCGGAGAUAAUCAACGCGUGGGAGCUCAUGGAGGGUUUGGAGGAGGAAAUCGCCGUCGCCGUCCAAUCAAAAAAAAGCCCCAAAUCGAAGCUUUUUAGGGAUUCAAUGAGCCCUAUGAAGUUCCUGGCUUCUCCGAGGAAGGCGAAGAAGGCGGCCGCGGGGAAGGAGAAUAAGGGAAUUAGGUCAAUUGAAAAUAGCCCCAAACCGAUUUUGAAGGAGAACAAUGCUAACAACAAUCACAGCGUGAAGAAGCCCUCUCCGAAGCUGUGGGCUUCGAUCAAGAAAUCCGAUAGCUCGAGAUUCGAUUCAGGUGUCGUUGCGUCGUCGAGGAGGAGAAGCCUAGAGCCGCUGUUCGAUCCCGAUCUCGUGGCCUCUCUAGAGAGAGAGGUGUCGGAGGAGGAAGAAGAGCUGAUGAACAAGAACAAGAGCAAGGCCACGUCGGGAAAUUCGAAUGCGUUGCUCGAGUCUUACGCGAAGAAAUGCCCUCCCGGGGGCGAGAAUGCGGUGGUGAUCUACACGACCACGCUGAGGGGGAUCAGGAAGACGUUCGAGGAGUGCAACGUGGCGAGGUCCACGAUCGAGUCGAGGAAUGUGGAGGUUGUGGAGCGGGAUGUGUCGAUGCACUCGGCGUUUAAGGAGGAGCUGAGGGUGCUGAUGGGGAGCCAGGAGGUGAGGGUGCCGUUGGUGUUUGUGAAGGGGAGGUUGAUUGGCGGGGCGGAGGAGAUGGUGAGGCUGGACGAGGAGGGCAAAUUGGGGAUUUUGCUCGAGGGGAUUCCCGAGGCGGCCGGGGGCGGGUGCUGGCGGUGCGGAGGGGUGAGGUUUGUGAUGUGUGUGGAGUGUAGUGGGAGUUGUAGGGUUGUUGGGGAGGAUGGGAGGAAGAGUGUUAAGUGUGGCAAGUGUAAUGAGAAUGGCCUCAUUCAGUGCCCUAAAUGUGUGUAAGUUAUCUCACUUGCUGUUUAUGUAAGGAUUAAUUUGAUUGCAAUUUUGCAUUCUAAUAUGUAUUUUAGGGUGUAAUUUGCAAGCUUCAUGAAGUGUGUCUUUUUGUGCAUUGAUUGUCUUUUGUUGGAGAAAUGUAUACUUAUUGACAUUGAUAUGGGGAUUGAUAGUGACAUGACAAGGUUAUGGGUCGA
Molecule: messenger RNA, 1402 nt
Organism: Salvia hispanica
Lineage: Eukaryota; Viridiplantae; Streptophyta; Magnoliopsida; Lamiales; Lamiaceae
Product: Glutaredoxin family protein
Source: RefSeq, a predicted model, not a curated record